UGCUCGCCUGCAGCCGAGGAGUCGCGCGGGGCGGGGUCGCAUGCGCGGGGUCGGGGGCGCGCGGGCCGAAGCGGACUAGGGACGCGGCGGCGGUUGGCGUUGGCUUCUGAGAGUCCAACCAGGACCGUGAGAGGCGGCGGAGGAGGCACCGCGGCACCGGCAGAGGCGGCGACAGCGGUUGAGGCGGCGGUCCAACGCGUGCUCUCUGGGCGGGGUGCGGCGGGCGAUGUGUCUGCCCAGGCCGGGCGGAGUCUCUCUGACAGGGCGGGGGAUGCGCGGCGGCCGCUCGCCCGGACCCUGAGGCGGCUGGGCCCACCCUCCCGGAACCGUCCGACUCUUGGGGGCCUCCGCCUCUGCUGUCUCCUCCGGUCUGACCCUGGGGCCGAGGCUGAGGCGGCUUCCGCCGAAGAGGAGGGGGCUGCCACCGCGGCGAAGCCCGAGUUCUUUUGCCACGAAAAUGGUUUGCACAGUCUUGAACACGUACUAUCCAUUCUGAUGGGACAGGAUCCAAUAUGAAUAUAAAUGAUGGAGGAAGACGACGCUUUGAGGAUAAUGAACAUACAUUACGUAUAUAUCCUGGGACAAUUUCAGAAGGGACAAUCUACUGUCCAAUUCCUGCCAGAAAAAACUCCACAGCUGCUGAGGUGAUUGAAUCUCUCAUAAACAGGCUUAAUCUUGACAAAACAAAAUGUUACGUACUAGCAGAAGUAAAGGAAUUUGGUGGAGAAGAAUGGAUACUCAAUCCAACAGACUGUCCAGUUCAGCGAAUGAUGUUGUGGCCCCGAAUGGCUCUGGAAAAUCGCCUGAGUGGAGAGGACUACCGCUUUCUUCUGAGAGAAAAAAACCUUGAUGGAUCAAUCCAUUAUGGUAGUCUUCAGUCAUGGCUCCGGGUAACAGAAGAACGUCGCAGGAUGAUGGAACGGGGUUUUCUUCCACAGCCUCAACAGAAAGACUUUGAUGAUUUAUGUAGUUUACCUGAUUUGAAUGAGAAAACUCUCUUAGAAAAUCUACGAUAUCGCUUUAAGCAUGAAAAAAUUUAUACGUAUGUUGGCAGUAUUCUAAUAGUUAUUAACCCAUUCAAGUUUCUUCCUAUUUAUAACCCCAAAUAUGUCAAAAUGUAUGAUAACCACCAACUGGGAAAACUUGAGCCGCACAUUUAUGCUGUGGCUGAUGUAGCUUAUCAUGCUAUGCUUCAGCGCAAAAAGAAUCAGUGUAUUGUGAUUUCUGGAGAGAGUGGUUCCGGGAAGACUCAAAGCACAAACUUUCUUAUUCAUCACCUUACUGCUCUCAGUCAGAAAGGAUUUGCCAGUGGUGUAGAACAGAUUAUUCUUGGAGCUGGACCAGUACUUGAGGCCUUUGGAAAUGCAAAGACAGCUCAUAAUAACAAUUCAAGCCGUUUUGGCAAGUUUAUUCAAGUAAAUUACCAAGAAACAGGCACUGUACUUGGUGCCUAUGUUGAAAAAUAUCUACUGGAGAAGUCCAGACUCGUUUAUCAAGAGCAUAAUGAACGGAACUAUCAUGUAUUCUAUUACCUCCUGGCAGGAGCAAGUGAAGAAGAGAGAUUAGCAUUCCAUCUUAAACAACCAGAAGAAUAUCAUUAUCUCAAUCAGAUAACAAAGAAACCCCUCAGACAGAGCUGGGAUGAUUAUUGCUAUGACUCUGAGCCGGAUUGCUUCACAGUGGAGGGGGAAGAUUUGAGGCAUGACUUUGAACGCUUACAACUGGCUAUGGAAAUGGUAGGAUUUCUUCCCAAGACACGAAGACAGAUUUUCUCUCUUCUCUCAGCAAUACUACAUUUGGGUAAUAUCUGUUAUAAAAAGAAGACAUACCGGGAUGACUCCAUAGAUAUCUGCAAUCCUGAAAUUCUGCCUAUUGUCUCAGAAUUAUUAGAAGUUAAAGAAGAGAUGCUAUGUGAAGCAUUAGUUACAAGGAAGACUGUGACAGUGGGAGAAAAGCUUAUUUUACCAUAUAAGCUGGCAGAGGCUGUGACAGUGAGGAACUCCAUGGCUAAGUCCUUAUAUAGUGCCUUGUUUGACUGGAUAGUUUUUCGGAUUAAUCAUGCACUUUUGAAUAGUAAAGAUUUGGAGCAAAAUAUCAAGACUUUGUCCAUUGGCGUUCUUGAUAUUUUUGGAUUUGAAGAUUAUGAAAAUAACAGCUUUGAACAGUUCUGUAUUAAUUUUGCUAAUGAACGUUUACAACACUACUUUAAUCAGCAUAUUUUUAAAUUGGAGCAAGAGGAAUAUAGAACUGAAGGUAUCAGCUGGCACAAUAUAGAUUAUAUUGAUAAUACUUGUUGCAUAAAUCUUAUUAGCAAGAAACCAACAGGACUGCUCCAUCUUUUAGAUGAAGAAAGCAACUUUCCACAGGCUACAAAUCAAACACUGCUAGAUAAAUUUAAGCAUCAACAUGAGGAGAACUCUUACAUUGAAUUUCCAGCUGUGAUGGAACCUGCUUUCAUCAUAAAGCAUUAUGCCGGGAAAGUAAAAUAUGGAGUAAAGGAUUUCCGGGAAAAAAAUACAGAUCAUAUGCGCCCUGACAUUGUAGCUCUUCUGAGAAGUAGCAAGAAUGCAUUUAUCUCUGGGAUGAUUGGAAUUGAUCCCGUAGCUGUUUUCCGAUGGGCAGUUCUCCGAGCUUUUUUCAGAGCCGUGGUUGCUUUCAGGGAAGCUGGGAAAAGACACAUUCAGAGAAAAACUGGACAUGAUGAUACAACGCCAUGUGCAAUUUUGAAAAGUAUGGAUAGUUUUAGCUUUCUCCAACACCCAGUCCACCAGAGGAGCUUAGAGAUUCUGCAGAGGUGCAAGGAAGAGAAGUACAGUAUAACCCGGAAAAAUCCCAGAACACCUCUUUCUGAUCUCCAGGGCAUGAAUACUCUAAAUGAAAAAAACCAACAUGAUGCAUUUGAUUUUUCCUGGAACGGCAGAACUGGGAUUCGCCAGAGCAGACUAUCAAGUAGCACCUCCUUGCUUGAUAAAGAUGGGAUAUUCUCUAAUUCAGCUAGCAGCAAACUCUUGGAGAGAGCCCAUGGAAUUCUCACGAGAAACAAAAACUUCAAAUCCAAACCUGGCCUUCCAAAGCACUUACUAGAGGUAAAUUCUUUAAAACACCUAACAAGACUGACCUUACAGGAUCGAAUUACCAAGUCUCUUCUUCAUUUGCACAAGAAGAAGAAACCUCCCAGCAUCAGUGCCCAGUUUCAGGCCUCAUUAAGCAAGCUGAUGGAGACGCUUGGUCAAGCAGAACCUUAUUUUGUAAAAUGCAUUCGCUCUAAUGCUGAAAAGCUGCCGUUAAGGUUCAAUGAUGCCUUGGUACUUAGACAGCUUCGGUACACUGGGAUGCUGGAGACAGUUCGGAUUCGCCAGUCAGGAUACAGCUGCAAAUAUUCUUUCCAGGAUUUUGUGAGCCACUUCCAUGUACUUCUUCCCCGAAAUAUUAUUCCGUCCAAAUUUAACAUUCAGGAUUUCUUCAGGAAAAUAAAUCUUAAUCCAGAUAAUUAUCAAGUUGGAAAAUCCAUGGUGUUCCUAAAGGAGCAGGAACGACAGCACCUGCAAGAUCUGCUUCACCAAGAGGUGCUCCGUAGAAUCAUAGUGUUACAGCGAUGGUUCAGGGCCUUGCUGUGUAGGCAGCGUUUUCUCCAUCUGAGACAGGCAUCCAUUAUUAUCCAGCGAUUCUGGAGAAAUUACCUAAAUCAGAAGCAAGUCAGAGAUGCAGCUGUACAGAAGGAUGCUGUAGUUAUGGCUAGUGCAGCCACUCUUAUCCAAGCUUCCUGGCGUGCUCACUUAGAGAGGCAGCGGUAUUUGGAGCUACGGACUGCAGCUGUCAUCAUCCAGCAGAGAUGGAGGGAGCUCUAUAGGCGGAGGCACAUGGCUGCCAUCUGCAUACAGGCAAGAUGGAAAGGCUACAGGGAAAGUAAGAGGUAUCAAGAACAAAGAAACAAAAUUAUCCUUUUGCAGUCAAUAUGUAGAGGAUUCAGAGCAAGACAAAGAUUUAAAGCUUUAAGAGAACGAAGACUAAAAGAAACAAGACUAGAACUUGGAUCAUCAAGUAUUGAGCCAUAUGGAGCUCUGGAAAUUCAGGGUUCAGACCCUUCAGAAUGGGAAGAUCGUUCCUUUGACAACAGAGUAAAAGCCAUAGAGGAAGGUAAAUCUGUGAUAGAGAGUAAUCGAAUUAGCCAUGAAAGUUCAAUGGACUACUUGAAGGAGUCCCCAAACAAGCGACAGGAGAGAGCCAGAAGCCAAAGUGGUGUGGACUUGCAGGAAGAUGUGAUUGUAAGAGAGAGACCCAAGUCCUUGGAAGAUCUCCACCAGAAAAAAGUAGGUCGAGCUAAAAGAGAAAGUCGGAGAAUGAGAGAACUCGAGCAAGCUAUAUUUAGUUUAGAGUUACUGAAAGUUCGUUCUCUUGGUGGUAUGUCUCCUUCAGAGGAACGAAGAUGGUCUACAGAACUGAUGCCUGAGGGCUUUCAGUCUCUGCAGGGUACACCUGAUAGUGGAAGCUCUCAAGGAAGCUUGGAACUUCUGAGCUGUGAAGAAAGCCAAAAGAGCAAACUAGAGCCCAUAAUUUUAGAUGAAGGAGAUUUUCAGAUUCCAUCACCUAAAAGAUCUAGCAGUCCAAAAUUUGAAUCACAAGACAAUGCCCUCAGUGCCUCAAGUGAGACUAACUAUACGUUGAUUCAAAAGGGGGCACCCUCUGACUCAGUGCAUUUGAAGAAUGGGACAGUCAAGGAAAAACUAGGUUGCGGUUCUGAACCUAUUACCUGUAAGCCGCAACUGAGAGACUCCUUUAUUUCAAAUAGUCUGCCUACAUUUUUUUAUAUUCCCCCACAAGACCCACUGAAAACAAUUUCCCAACUAGACACAAGUAUCCAGAGAAACAAACUAUUGGAAAGUGAAGAAACACUUCCAGCUCUUACUUUGGAUAUCAGUAGGGAAGCCAGAAAGUACCACUUCUCAGAAGCAAACCAAGUUGUUGCUUAUUUGAAUACAGAUUCUUCUAAUACUGUGCUUAAGAAGUUAGAAAAGCUAAACACAGAGAAGGAAGAAAGGCAAAAGCAGUUGCAGCAGCAGAAUGAAAAAGAAAUGAUGGAACAGAUUCGCCAGCAAACAGAUAUUUUAGAGAAGGAGCGUAAAGCCUUCAAGACAAUUGAAAAGCCAAGAAUUGGAGAGUGUUCUCUGGCACCAUCUUUCCAUCAAUCAAAGCGAAGAAUAGAGAGGCCAUCCUCUCUCCUCAUCCUGAAUACCCCAAAUAAGGAAGAACCCAGUGUACUAGGGCCUCUAUCAGUAUCUGUGAAAGAUGCAGCUCUUGCCCCAAAAGACAGUCCCUCUGCUCACUUACCCCUGAAGGACCCACAUGUCACCCUGUUCUUUGAAAGAAAAGGAGGCCCAUGCCAGUCUAGUACUGUCAAGGAGUUAUCCAAGACAGACAGAAUGUCCACCCAGCAAAAUAUAGCCUGUAAACUCUCUAAUAAUCGCAUCUCAAAAAGAGAACACCUUAGGCCUACUCAGUAUUAUAGCCACAAAUCUGAUGACCCUUCUGGAGAUGGAGCUACUAGGGCCAUAUUCUUCACGCCAAAGGACAAUAUGAGUACUUCCCUUGUCAACAAGGAAGCCUUAAACAGUGGAAAUCCUCAACUCCAUAAACAAGAUGAACCAGCUUGGAAACCUGUGAAGUUAACUGGGCCGGGCCAAAGAGAGCAGGUUGCCAGACCGGCCCAUAAAAAGAAAGCUCGAAUGGCGCGGACGCGCUCCGAUUUCUUGACUAGAGGUACUUUUGCCGAUGGGGAGGGGGAUACAGAGGAAGAUGAUUACGAUGACAUUAUUGAGCCCCUUCUCUCCCUUGACCAAGCUUCUCACUCUGAGCUAGGGCCUACACCCAGCCUGGGUCAGGCCUCUCACAGUGACUCCGAAAUGACAUCACAGCGAUUUUCUUUGGUUGAUGAAGAAGCAAAGCUUCAUAAGACUAUGUCUCAAGGGGAGAUUGCAAAGUUGGCAGUGAGACAGAAGGCUUCAGAUUUGGAUAUAAGACCUCAGAGAGCUAAGAUGAGAUUCUGGGCCAAAGGGAAACAAGGGGAGAAGAAGACUACUAGAGUGAAACCUGCCACCCAGUCGGAGGUUUUGGCACUCUUUGCUGGCUCAGAGAUGAUUCCAGCUCAUCAGUUUCCAGAGGAAUUAGCUCAGUAUCACCCAACCCCUCCUUUGAGUCCAGAAUUGCCUGGAAGUUGCCGGAAAGAGUUCAAAGAGAAUAAAGAGCCUUCUCCAAAGGCAAAGCGCAAGCGAAGCGUGAAGAUCAGCAGCGUGGCUUUGGAGUCUAUGCAAUGGCAAAAUGACUCUGUUCAGAUCAUAGCAAGUGCCAGUGAUUUAAAAAGCAUGGAUGAGUUUCUUCUGAAAAAGAUGAAUGACCUAGAUAAUGAAGACAGCAAGAAAGACACACUAGUAGAUGUUGUGUUUAAAAAAGCCCUAAAAGAAUUUCGGCAGAAUAUCUUCAGCUUUUAUUCAUCUGCGUUGGCGAUAGAUGAUGGGAAAAGCAUACGGUAUAAAGAUCUCUACGCACUAUUUGAACAGAUUCUGGAAAAGACCAUGAGGCUUGAGCAGCGUGAUUGGAAUGAAUCUCCAGUCAGAGUUUGGGUCAACACUUUUAAAGUGUUUUUAGAUGAAUAUAUGAAUGAAUUCAAGACUUUGGAUUGUAUACCCACAAAGGUGCCAAAAACAGAAAGAAAGAAAAGAAGGAAAAAAGAAACUGAUUUAGUGGAAGAGCACAAUGGUCACAUCUUUAAGGCCACCCAAUAUAGCAUCCCUACAUACUGUGAGUACUGUUCUUCUUUGAUAUGGAUAAUGGACCGAGCCUCUGUUUGCAAAUUAUGCAAGUAUGCUUGCCAUAAGAAGUGCUGUCUGAAAACCACAGCCAAGUGCUCUAAAAAGUAUGAUCCAGAGCUAUCAUCUCGACAGUUUGGGGUUGAACUGUCUCGUUUGACCAGUGAAGACCGAACUGUUCCUUUAGUGGUGGAAAAGCUCAUAAACUACAUUGAAAUGCAUGGACUGUACACAGAAGGUAUUUACCGAAAGUCUGGUUCAACUAAUAAAAUCAAGGAGCUUCGUCAAGGUCUAGAUACAGAUGCUGAGAGCGUAAACCUAGAUGACUAUAACAUACAUGUCAUUGCAAGUGUAUUCAAACAAUGGCUUCGGGAUUUGCCCAAUCCACUCAUGACCUUUGAACUCUAUGAGGAAUUUCUUCGAGCUAUGGGCCUUCAGGAGAGGAAAGAGACAAUCCGUGGUGUAUACUCUGUGAUUGACCAGCUCUCCCGAACUCAUCUCAAUACACUGGAACGCCUCAUCUUUCAUUUAGUCAGGAUUGCUCUACAGGAAGAUAGUAAUCGAAUGUCUGCUAAUGCUUUAGCCAUUGUGUUUGCGCCCUGCAUUCUCCGCUGCCCUGACACCAUUGACCCGCUACAAAGUGUGCAGGACAUCAGUAAGACUACCACCUGUGUGGAGCUAAUUGUUGUGGAACAAAUGAAUAAAUAUAAGGCUCGUCUCAAAGACAUCAGUAGCCUGGAAUUUGCUGAGAAUAAGGCAAAGACCAGGCUAUCACUGAUUCGUAGAUCAAUGGGAAAGGGGCGUCUUCAUCGAGGAAACUAUCCAAGUCCAUCCUCUCCUGUUGUAGUCCGAUUGCCCUCCAUGUCUGAUGUCCCAGAAGAGACCUUGACUAGUGAGGCAGUCUUGGAGACUGACAUCACAGAGCAGCAGCAAGCGGCUAUGCAGCAGGAAGAGAGAGUACUGACUGAGCAGAUUGAGAACCUACAGAAAGAGAAAGAGGAGCUAACAUUUGAGAUGCUUGUACUGGAACCACGUGCCUCUGAUGAUGAAACCCUUGAGUCUGAGGCCUCUAUUGGAACUGCCGAUAGCUCAGAAAAUUUGAAUAUUGAGUCUGAAGGUGCCAUUUCUGAAAAAUCAGAGAGAAGCUUAGCCCUUAGUUCUCUGAAGGCAGCGGGCAAGUCUGAACCUUCAGGCAAGUUGCGAAAACAGCUAAAAAAGCAGCAGGACUCUUUGGAUUCAGUGGACUCUUCAGUCUCUUCUUUAUGUUCGUCUAACACUGCAUCCUCCCAUGGGACCAGAAAACGAUUUCAAAUUUAUUCCAAAUCUCCAUUCUACCGAGCUGCCUCAGCUGGUGAGGCCCCAGGAAUGGAAGGGCUGUUGGGCCAGACCAAAUCCCUGGAAGACAGGCCUCAAUUCAUCAGCAGAGGAACCUUCAACCCUGAAAAGGGCAAACAAAAAUUAAAGAAUGUGAAAAACUCACCUCAGAAAACCAAAGAGACCUCAGAGGGGACAGUCGUGUCUGGCCGCAGGAGAACUGUGGACCCAGACUGCAGUUCCACCCAACAGCUAGCUCUCUUUGGAAAUAAUGAGUUUAUGGUCUGAACUAGCAGGUGUGUGUCCCUGCAUGGCUACAGAGUGGUAAACACAUCUCGUCUUUGGGGCGUCUUCUCAUCACCUCAUCCGCAGUAGUCCAUCCUAAUUGUGGUCCUGCCUCUUACCCAAGCAUACAACCAAGACCAUGUGUGCUGAAUUCCUGGGCCUCCUGCAGAAGUGGACAGGCCUCUUUGAAGCCUGCUUGGGAUGGCGCCAGCUGUGCCUUGGCUGCUGUAUUUGACUAGAGAUUUCACUAAACAAAGCCACCUAGGACCUGGGGAUCUGGGUCAGUUGUGGAGGUCUUUGUAGUCGCCUCUCCUCCAUCCUCUUUUCCCUUCUUAGAGGUGGAUGUUGAACUAGGGGGGACAUUGUGGGCCUGCAGGACCCACUGAUUUCUGGCAUUUGAAGAAAACAUGUAAAUCUUUCUUAACCAUGAAAGCAAAAGCCUUUGGGUUUAUUUGGGGAUAGUUAGGAACUGAGGUAGAAUAUAAUUUUUUCCGAGGAUUUAUAAACAAAAAGCCUAAGCCCUCUAUUUUAAGAUUUUUGAAAAACACUCCGUAUUAUAUUCUGGGGAAAGUAAAAAAGCAGUUGUUUCCCUUAAGCCAUCAGAGCAUGUCUCAGACAUCUGGUUACUCAAUGAAGAAGAGAGUACAUAUUUUGUUUUUUGAUGAUGUUUAAUGUCAUAAUAAUCAAUGCUGGUUUAACUCCUGGUUAGUUCCUGCCAAAUAUAUUGCAUGGGCUGAAGUUUCAGUAGCCAUACUCUUCUCUUUUUCCCUGGUCCUAGGACCAGGUUCCUCUAAAUUUUUUUAAAUGUCCCAGAGACAUGGUGAUCCCUAAACAUGAGGGUUUCAUCCUAAUCCAUCCAGGCCUUUCUCUUGGUAUAAAUUAAACUGAAGAUCACAUAUGAACCUGUUUAUCUGCUGGUGGAUUUUCACCAUGAACUCAAACAAAUAAUGUGACCAUUUAAUCACUUCUCCCAAAACAUUCACACACAACAUUGCAUAAGUGUUACAGAAACCUGCCAAAAAAUAAAAAGAGAAAAGUUUUUAAUAUGACGCAUCUAACUUUUAUCUUCUCCUCAGACUAUCAGUAUUAAAUAGAUGAAAAAAAAAUCGAGGACUACUUGAAGCUAUUUUUGUUAAUAUUCUGGUUCCUGAAGUUUACUGUAAAUAUUUAUGUAUAGUAGGCAUAUUUCUUUUUAACCUUAUGCUUCCCUCCUCCCCAUGGAAUCUCUUCCCACAGAUUAGGAGCUAUUGGACAGGGUGGGUGAGAGCCACUCAUUCCCUGAUUUGGAGGAAAAGUCAGACCACCUUUUUCACCACUGGGUGUCUCCAUACCCCUGAGUUAGAAUAGCAUUUUAAGCUUCUUAGCAUUUGUGGGAUUAGAAACCUGUUUUUGCUAUUUAUAAUAUAUGGAAAAUGAAACAUGAUACCCUUUAUUGAGAUAAGUAUGUGAAGAUGUUUAUUUUUAAUGUUACUAAAUGCAUCUUGUCUAACUACCACAUGCACUGUUCUAAAAAAGAGCCUUUACCAUCUGUAACCUGAAUUUUGGUUAUUCUUCCUUUUCAUACUUCUUUGAUUUAAAGUUAUGGAAAUAUUAAGACUUUUGUUAAGGCAGAAUCUCUCCUGUUACACAACACUGAACCUCAUGCCACUGCCUCAGUGGUUAUUGUCGAGCCCCAGAGGUCAGACUUGGAACAUCAUUCUGAGUGGCAGCUAAACGUAGCAGGAGUCUUACCUCUCCCUGGUUUGGGUUCAGAAAUGAGUUAGGGAAAGGAAUCUUUUUAAAUCUCCAGAAUGAUGAUGGUUAGUGAGUAAAUGUUAGAUUUUAUAUCCUGCAAACAUCUGCCACCUUGUUCAUGCUGUUCUCAGGAGUAAUAAAUGUAAAGCCUUUAAAAAUCUGAAUUUCAGAGACUCUCCUAGAGGAAAGUCCAGCCGCUCAGCAUGGUUGUGUCAAAGUGGGAUUGCUGGUGCUGCAGGGCCCCAUGCUAGGCUGCACAGUCUGUUUCAGUAUUCUUGGGAGAGUAGUCUUCUGCUAGGCGUUGACUACUACUCUCCACUUGCUCCAGAACAUUGGUUAAAUACUAUACAAAAAAAGAAAUUACCCUUGUUGAAUAAUUUUCUUUGGCUCAGAGGAAUGGCGGAGAAUACAUCUUGACAUAUGUUCUCUCUUCUAAAUCGUUGUUUGCUUUUUUGCAAAUUAAGUUUUUGGCAGUCAUGUAGGUCACCUUAUAGGAACUAGGUGAUGGAUGUUAAGAGACUUUAAUUUUUCUCAGGGAUCUGAAACCUGAAUUUGGAUAAAAUUAAAUAAAAAGUAUUUGUUUUUCAGUUGCUAGAUUUGUGGAUUUCUGGUCAUUUAACAAGCUGCCAGAAUGGAAGGUGGUGAGGAGGAGAGAUCCACUCAAUUUUAAGAAUGGAAAGCAAGUGUGGGACCCUCCCUUUGAAGGAAAGAAAGCUGCUGUUCUCAUAGGAUAACAGUCAUUGUUGGCCUGAUAAAGAUAUGAAGCCAUAACUCUUAAAAACUGUCAGAACCAAGUGCUGUAUCUCCUUCCACCUGAGCUUAACUGGUCCUCUCUGUGGUUAAAGUUAUGUCACCACAAAGUAAUGCUGUAUUACAAUCACUUAUGAUUAAGAUAUUUAACCUUAAUAUGUGUCAAGUUUGUGUUUCUUGUUGCUUCUCCUUUGCUUGUUUUCUUUGAUCUCAAAUGCCUCCAAGGAAAUCCCUGCAUGGCAGCGCUGGGACAGCCCCACGUGUGGUGCCUGUACUCCAAAAUGCAGAACAUUCUGUUCAUAUCACACAUUCCUUGCCCCAAACAAAGCCUGGAUUUUCACUUCCCCCCAUUAAAGCCAAGGUGUCCCUUAUCAUGGAAAAUUUAAUGGAAGCAGAGAAGUGUAAUUUUAGGUUCACACUGUAUAUCACAAAGUGAAACAGACUGCUUUAACAGCAUAGGGAGGUGACAUGCUUAGUUCAUAAUGCACUUUGUACUUCCUACCAUUUUAAUUUUUUUGUCCCUCUCGGCUUCUGAAAACACAAAGGGAGAUACAGCCUUCCCAGUAUGAGCCUUGCAAACACAGAGGGGCAUGAGAUCAGGAGAUGGGAUCCCAGAGCCCCCACCUUCUCAUGCUUUGGAAACCAGCUAUAGUUCUUACCCUGCUGGGAGGUUAGUGGAGAUUUCUGUGUCCCAUCACAAUAGGGUUGUUUUCACUGUCAAAGACAGAGUCCCAGAAGCGUGCUGAAAAGGAAGUCCAGCAAGGUUCUGCAGGCCCACUUCAGUAACUGGGGGCCAUGGUUUUUUGACUGUAACUAAGGAAUGUGUACCUUACAGAGCACUUUGGUGAACUAGAGAGAAGAAAGUAUUCUCAGGAUGUGUUCAAAGCUAAGUGAGUUUUAAUUUUGAAAAGAAACACAGUCCAGACGGCCUUUCCUUUUCCUUCUCUCUCUCCUCUUUUUUUUCCUUUGGUGCAGAAGUGGACAUGGGGCGUGCAUCAUUCUGUGUUGACAAAUGUGUAUGUCUACCCAUAUUUUUGUGACAACUCCUCAGCACUGUCCCCCAGUACUAGUCUUCCUAGUCUUCCUAGUAAAAUUCCUUGGUACUUGUGGGAAUCUUCUUUCUAUGCCUCUAAAAUACUUUUAACCACUUUUCUUUGGAACCACUUCCACAUUUGAUUUGGUGUUAAAGUGUAACAGCAAGAUGAUGAUUGUGGACAUGGAUCUAUUAGGUCUUGUUGGUCUCUUGGUUUAAAUUGUUUUCAAAAAGCCUGCCAAGGGGCCUAUCACCUUGCUGUCCAUCCAUACUUUAUACCUAUUUAUCAGCCCUCUUAGGUCAUAUAAGAGUUGCACCUUUUGAACCAACUAAUUGUAUUUACUGGGGGAAAGGUGUGGACUACAGAUUAGUAUUAUAUUAUUUUAAUGGAUUUAAAGUAAUUUAUAAGUAUGCCAAGUGUAAAUUUUUAAAAGACUAUGUAUUGUAAAAGGACAUAUCCUGUGAAAUAUAAAUAUCAUUUUACUGUUUAACAGAAUAAUUCUAUAAGAAGGAUGAUUUAUCUCACCCAGAGAACUGAUUACAUUCCUGAUGCAAUCAGCAGGCACUUUGUAAUUUCCUUUUGGGUCUUUUUUUUGGAGGGGGAGAGCAAAACAUCAUCUGUAUAAAGUGCAGUUUGUAUCACUCAAAAUAUGCACUGUGCGGCUACACAAAAGCAGCUUGAUGAACAAAUCACUCCAUGGCUCAUUAAAGAACAAAGCUUCCAGAAGCA
Messenger RNA from Equus quagga, 12649 nucleotides. Its product is annotated as unconventional myosin-IXa. The record is from RefSeq and is a predicted model, not a curated record. NCBI's taxonomy places the organism in Eukaryota, Metazoa, Chordata, Mammalia, Perissodactyla, Equidae. Gene Ontology annotation, cellular component: myosin complex. Gene Ontology annotation, molecular function: ATP binding; microfilament motor activity; GTPase activator activity. The transcript is spliced from 43 exons. Gene Ontology annotation, biological process: positive regulation of GTPase activity; intracellular signal transduction. Bases 513 to 8405 code for a protein of 2630 amino acids.